CCAGAUGGUGGUGUGGCUGAAGAAAGGGGACCUGCCUCGCGUGGUGACCAGGCACCCCGACUAUAACGAGGAGGAUGAUUACGGAGCCAUCCUGCCGCAGGUGGUGACCGCGGGCACCAUCACCCGCCGGGCGGUGGAGCCCACGUGGCUGACGGCCAGCAAUGCCCGGGUAUGGCCGCGCUGGGGUCCUUGCAGGGGGUGUUUUGGGGCACCCUCUGUGUGUUUUGGAUUGGUGGGAGUGGCCUGGGUUGGAAAUAGGAGCUGGGGCUGCGUUGCUGGGGUUUGAGGCGGCAGGGGUGGUGCUAGGGCUGUCCCCUUGCUGAUGUGCUUUGACUUUGGGAGAGGGGAAGGAGUCAGCAGAGGCUACCGAGCUUCAAAAUUGGUGAAAGGAGAAGAAAAUGCUGAAGCACUGGUUUCUCUCCUUCCCCAAGCUCCCCUUCUUCCA
Molecule: messenger RNA, 445 nt
Organism: Egretta garzetta (little egret)
Lineage: Eukaryota; Metazoa; Chordata; Aves; Pelecaniformes; Ardeidae
Product: DNA polymerase subunit gamma-1-like
Exons: 2
Coding region: 5-286 (93 amino acids)
Biological process (GO): mitochondrial DNA replication
Cellular component (GO): gamma DNA polymerase complex; mitochondrion
Molecular function (GO): DNA-directed DNA polymerase activity; DNA binding; 3'-5' exonuclease activity
Source: RefSeq, a predicted model, not a curated record